Galleria mellonella (greater wax moth) is the source of this 1968-nucleotide messenger RNA. RefSeq names its product pro-resilin-like. Bases 110 to 1585 code for a protein of 491 amino acids. NCBI's taxonomy places the organism in Eukaryota, Metazoa, Arthropoda, Insecta, Lepidoptera, Pyralidae. Gene Ontology annotation, cellular component: extracellular region. Gene Ontology annotation, molecular function: chitin binding. The transcript is spliced from 3 exons. The record is from RefSeq and is a predicted model, not a curated record.
CAACGGUCAUAAAAGCCUGCGCGUGCGAUCAUCGCCGCAGUCCGUGCCUACGCGCUAUCGCUCCGUACGCACACGGUUUAGUCUAAGUCCCCACAGCAGCACCGACAACAUGCUGCGUUCGUUAACAUUUUGCACGUUACUGGCUCUAACCCUCGCUCAAAGUGGAUACGAGUAUAAUAAACCCGACACUCCAUUUGGACAAGGGACGUCUCCAAGCCGACCAGUGGGAGCACCUACAGGACCUUCUGGUGGUUACCCAAGUUCUCCAACAUCCCCUUCUUUCCCGGGUAGACCUCACAAUGAAGACUUUACUAGCCCUAUUUCUGGAUCAACACCGAGUCACUCAUCUGGUCCAUCAGGAGGUCUAGGAAAUCAAGGCUACCCUUCAUCUGGACAGAGCCCUCAGGCAGGAUAUCCGGGACAAAGUCCAUCUUUCCAAAGACCUGGUGGAUCAUCUUCAGGUGGAUAUCCUAGCCAAGGAAGCUCAAAAUAUCCUGGACAAGAUCAAAAUUAUCCUGGUCAAACUGGAACAGCGUCAGGAAAUUCCCAUUUUGGACCCGAUAACUCUGGCAGACCAGGCAAUUCUGUAUUUGGCUCCAAUAGUCCAGGGGUUGGGUCUGGGUCUGGAUCUAGACCUGGUUCACAAGAUUUCGGUUCGAGUUCUCCUGGAUUUGAGUCUGGUACUCAGGGUUUUGGAAGCAGUAGCGAUAAUACUGGUGCUUAUGAAGGAGGUGAUUAUUCAGCCAUUCCCGGAAACCCCGAUAUAGAUUAUCCAAUUUUAUCAGAAAUCCCUCAAACUUCAUUUAGGUGUGACGCUCAAGCUUACCCUGGUUACUACGCCGAUGUUGAAACUCGUUGUCAAGUAUUCCAUGUUUGUGCUAAUAAUAUAACUUAUGAUUUUCUCUGCCCUAAUGGAACAGUUUUCUCUCAACAAGUUUUUGUUUGCGUCUGGUGGAAUCAAUUUGAUUGUAAUUCUGCUCCUAGUCUUUAUGGACUUAACGCAAAUCUAUACGACUACUCUAUAACUGGAUCUUCCCAAGGAAAUUAUAAUGGUGGAAAUAAUGAUUAUACACAAAACCUACAAGGACCUGGACCAUCGCAAGGAUCAACUGGAAACUACCAAGGGAGCUCAUUACCCCAAGGAUCGGGUGCAUAUCCUGGAAGUACAAGACCUCAAGAUUCAUUAGGAAACUAUCCUAACUCUAGGCCACAAACACCAUCCGGCUUAUAUCAAGGAAGCUCAGGAUCAUCAUCAUAUCCGAGUGGCACAGGGGCUCAAGGUUCUUCUGGUUCAUAUCCAAACAAUCCCUCUCCACAAAUUCCAUCUUCGUAUCCAGGGAAUACUCCGUCACAAGGACAAUCUUCAUCAUAUCCUAGCAGCCCAGGUUCAGAAGGUCCUUCUCAAGGACCCACGUCCUUCCCGCCAUCACAAAGCAGUCCCGGUUAUCCUGGAAGUAGUCAAGGUUACCCAUCGGGAAGACCAAGCGGCCCCAGUUUUUCUUCAGGAAGACCUCAAGAUAAUCAAAACAAUGCAGGAUUUCCGCCUUCACAGCCUAACAGAGAAUAUCUCCCACCUCGAAACUGAUGUUUUAAAUAAUUUUAACUGGUAAUUCUAAUAAUGUGUAUCAAUAGACUUUAUUUAUAGUUUAAAUAGUAAUAUUAUUUUUGUUUAAUGUAAAUUAGUGGUUAAGAUUUGCCAAAAUUAAUCUUAGGAGCCAGUGCAGGCACUAUGUAAAAAACGAACGGAAAGGUCGGUGCUGUUUAAAUUAGGAACAUCUUAUCAUCCAAAUUAUUUUAGAAUAAAUAAGAUAAUAAUAAAUCUGAAUUUUUAAUUUAAUAUUUUUAAUAAAUAACAGUUACAUAGUUUCUUACAAAAAUGUGAUUAAAUGACCAUGAAGUUACCAAUCGUAUUAGUUGAGUAACUUAUCAACUGUAGUCGAAAAAACAUUUCCUAUGUAAAUUAAUAUU